AGAUCACAAGACUAACCAUAGACAAACGUAUUUAUCAUUUACUUCUGUCAUCAGGUGAUUGGGAUAGUGAGCCUGAAAUCCUGAAGAGGGAAAAAACGCAAAAUAUAACGGGUUUAUAAUGUCUGGAAAAGACAAAUUACCUAUUUUCCCUUCUCGGGGGGCUCAAAUGUUAAUAAAAGGGCGUUUGGCUGGUGCAGUCAAAGGCCAUGGUUUGCUGAAAAAGAAGGCUGAUGCUUUACAAGUCAGAUUCCGUAUGAUCUUGGGCAAAAUUAUUGAGACUAAAACCCUUAUGGGUGAAGUGAUGAAAGAGGCAGCAUUUUCCCUGGCAGAAGCAAAGUUCACGACAGGUGACUUCAAUCAAGUGGUGUUGCAGAAUGUGACUAAAGCUCAGAUAAAGAUACGUUCUAAGAAGGACAAUGUUGCUGGUGUAACUCUCCCAAUCUUUGAGUCUUACCAAGACGGCUCGGACACGUACGAGCUGGCGGGUCUGGCCCGAGGUGGACAGCAGCUGGCUAAGCUCAAGAAGAACUUCCAGAGUGCUGUCAAGCUGCUGGUUGAGCUUGCAUCGCUGCAGACGUCAUUCGUCACCCUGGACGAAGUUAUCAAGAUCACCAAUAGGCGUGUCAAUGCUAUUGAGCACGUGAUUAUACCCAGACUUGAGCGCACACUGGCUUACAUCAUCUCCGAGUUGGAUGAGCUGGAGCGAGAGGAGUUCUACCGGCUGAAGAAGAUCCAGGACAAGAAGAAAAUCAUCAAAGAAAAGGCAGAAGCGAAGAGACAAGAGAUGUUGAAAUUGGGAAUGGACGUGCGCGACGAAGCCUCGAACCUGCUCGACGAACAAGAGGACGACGUUCUCUUCUAAAUUAUUCGUUUGUCCGUUUGUACAACGUACACUCAUAAACCGUUAGACAGUCAAGUAUAUGGCAACGCACAUUUAUGUAGCUCUGUUUUCAAUUCCGACAAAAAAUUACAG
Amyelois transitella is the source of this 973-nucleotide messenger RNA. Its product is annotated as V-type proton ATPase subunit D. NCBI's taxonomy places the organism in Eukaryota, Metazoa, Arthropoda, Insecta, Lepidoptera, Pyralidae. Gene Ontology annotation, cellular component: proton-transporting V-type ATPase complex. The record is from RefSeq and is a predicted model, not a curated record. Gene Ontology annotation, molecular function: proton-transporting ATPase activity, rotational mechanism. The transcript is spliced from 6 exons. The coding region runs from base 119 to 862 and encodes 247 amino acids.